Messenger RNA from Saccoglossus kowalevskii, 1379 nucleotides. RefSeq names its product pappalysin-1-like. Gene Ontology annotation, molecular function: metalloendopeptidase activity; protein binding. Gene Ontology annotation, biological process: cell surface receptor signaling pathway; proteolysis. Lineage: Eukaryota; Metazoa; Hemichordata; Enteropneusta; Harrimaniidae. The record is from RefSeq and is a predicted model, not a curated record.
GCUAACAUUAUAACCUGCACCAGAGACGGCACUUGGGACAGCACGUUUAAAGCAUGCAAAUUAAUGCACGGGGAAUGCGGCCAACCAGCGUCUAGUAAAUAUGUUGAGUUCAAGUGUAAAGGCCAUUCUAUCAGCGACACUUGUUCAGUAACUUGUAAGGAUCAUGACGUAGAUUCUGUCAUACAGACUGCAGGAACUAUCAGUAGACACAGUAGCAUUAUGUGCACUGGGCUUAAGAAAUGGAUUCCGGAUCCUACAAGUUUUUCCUGUGUUCAGAAAUGCAUUGAGAAAUUCAUUGAAGAUGAGAUGUGUGAUCCCCAGAACAACAGAGCAUACUGUGAUUGGGAUGGAGGUGACUGUUGUGCAUCUACUUUAGGUAAAGAGGUCGACAAAUCACUCUGCAUGGAGGAGUGCCCAUGUCUAGAUCCAGAUGCCGAGGAAAAUAUUAAAGAAAGCAGACAGAAUACAAAGAAACUAAUCAGAAACAUGAAUGGCUGAAAAGUUGCAGAAAUAACAUCAUAUUUAAACUUUUGACAGUGUUGUAUAAUUGUUUUCGUAUCAUAACCCAAAUAUAUAAUAUCAGUAUUAUCAGUACGUAUACUAUAUAUUUAUUGGUAAAAGCAGAAGUAGGUAGAUAUUAAGUUGAAUGGCGGUCAAGUGGCCAUUUUAACUGAAAUAGUAUUAUCACUACAGCAGUCUCAGAAGUGCAGCAGUCGUCCACAUGAUGUUAUGUCUGGGUUUUCAGUGGUUAUUUAAAAUGAAACCCAAGUAUACCUGCAUUUUGGCACAUUUUUGGUGUCAUCAGUAUCCUGAGUACAAUCACCCCCAUUUUAUUUAAUUAAACAAUAUUUUGAUAAAAUGGAAAUUUGCGAUCUAUAGUGAAUUGCGACUCCACCAAUCAUCACUGGAUGAAUAGUUAAUUUCGUUGCCAUCAGAUGACAUAAGUCGUCUCAGUGUGUGAUGAAUUGUUUGGUCAUGGCAACUUUUAUUCGAUAUUAAUAUUGAAGCAAUUUAGAUAAGCUAACUGUUUCAAAAUCAGUGAAUGCAGUAUGCAAAUUAGUGAGUGUACAUAAAUUAUAGUAUGUAAAUUAGAUAAUUUGAAUAAUUCAACUUGAAUGCACGAUUUCUCUUUUUUUUUCUAUGUAUCACCGUUUUGUAGAUUUUGAAAGGAUGGCAGGUAUAAACUAAUAAAAAGUGAUGUUUAGUUUUAGCACACUAACACAAAAUAUAUUAAAUAUUAUAUCAGUUAUUAUAUAUCUAGGGAUUAAUAAUGUGUAUAUAUAUCAUUACUUACAUUUGAUUCUGCCUGGUGCAGAAUCUAUAUUUGAGGCUUGAAAGAUUCUUGAAUAAAGCAGUAUCUGCAAAUAACGAACCACUAA